This is a messenger RNA of Chiloscyllium plagiosum (whitespotted bambooshark), 1249 nucleotides long. NCBI's taxonomy places the organism in Eukaryota, Metazoa, Chordata, Chondrichthyes, Orectolobiformes, Hemiscylliidae. The record is from RefSeq and is a predicted model, not a curated record.
AUCGGUGUCAUGUUUGUAUGUUAAUAGGUAAAUGAGGCCGGAGCUAAGCGGUGGAAACCACCAAUCAGCGGCGUCGGAUCCGUACGUCAAUAAAGGGGGGGGCGGUGUCACCAGUGCAUAUCUAAUGAGCCGUGACGUCAGCGCGCUGACAGACGGCUGGUGGGUGGGGGAAGGGCACGCGGUCAUGGCGGCGGUGGCGGCAGCUCAGACUCAGACGGUGAUCGGCAGCAUCAAGACGGAGGAGAUGGAGACCGAGGAGGAGGAGGCGGCCUUCCGCAACGGCAUGAAAGUGUCCGUCGGCGGCGGCGGCGGCCUGUUGGUCGAAGUGAAGCGAGAGCCCGGCCUCGACGAAUCUCCUCCUCCGCCGCCGCCUCUGCCGUCCCGGCAGCAGCGCCGAGGCUCGGAGCCUCCGGAGCGAUCGCCGCCCGGCGGCGCCGGCCGGCACUGCAGCGGCGCGGGGCAGUCCUCCAGCGCCAACAAUCCCCCCGGCGGCCGCGAGCAAGAGGUGACGGUGGAGAUCGGAGCCACCUACCUGUGCAGGAGGGCGGACAACAGCUGGCACUCGGCGGAGGUGAUCCAGUCUCGACUGAACGAGCAGGAAGCCCGCGAGGAGUUUUACGUGCAUUACGUGGGCUUCAACCGCCGGCUGGACGAAUGGGUGGACAAGAACCGCCUGGCUCUGACCAAGACGCUGAAAGAGGCGGUGCAGAAGACCAGCGACCAAUACAUGAGCGAGCUGUCCGACCAGCCCGAGCGCAAGAUCACCCGCAAUCAGAAACGCAAGCACGACGAGAUCAACCACAUCCAGAAGACCUAUGCCGAGAUGGAUCCCACAACAGCAGCACUGGAGAAGGAACAUGAAGCGCCUUUCGACAGAUCUGCUGAGCUCCUCGCUGUCCGUUCACAGUGCCAGUGGCGACAGCCACCCGGGAAAGAGAUCUAUCGCAAGACCAACAUCUCUGUGUAUGAGGUGGACGGGCGAGACCACAAGAUUUACUGUCAGAACCUGUGCCUGCUGGCGAAGCUGUUCCUCGACCACAAGACCCUCUACUUUGACGUCGAACCUUUUGUUUUCUACAUCCUGACCGAGGUUGACCGACACGGGGCGCACAUCGUGGGCUAUUUCUCCAAGGAGAAGGAGUCUCCCGAUGGGAAUAACGUCGCCUGUAUUUUAACCCUCCCUCCGUAUCAGCGCAGGGGCUACGGAAAAUUCCUCAUUGCGUUCAGUAAGUGAGUGUAUCCAUGGAUA